Molecule: messenger RNA, 1599 nt
Organism: Pseudovirgaria hyperparasitica
Lineage: Eukaryota; Fungi; Ascomycota; Dothideomycetes; Acrospermales; Acrospermaceae
Exons: 1
Coding region: 214-1350 (378 amino acids)
Source: RefSeq, a predicted model, not a curated record
GAGAGUGAGUCUUUUAUUUUGUUACCACAAGACGUCGUCGUCGUCGUCGUCGUCAUCAUCAUCAUCAUUCGUAGCCUGUUUAACAGAGCCUUUCUGCUGACGCGCGUUCGUUGCAGUGACAUCAGCACGACGAUCACCAUUGAGGAUGGGGUGAUCAAGAACCCAGAAGCCAUCGACUGGCCGCUACAGUGCGACAGGACUGAAACCGGCACCAUGUCCAUGUCUCCGGCUUCGACCGGGUCAAGAACACAAGUGUCGACAACAGCCAUGAUGUCUCACGGUGCAUCGGCUUCUUCACCUUCCAAGUCUCCGUCAUCCGGCAUCACAACGAUGGUGACCCCCGUAGCGUCCAGCGGAAGUAAGCUGUCGUCCGGAGCAUCCAGUGCAAGCAAGAUGUCGUCGUCCGGCGGCGCGACAAGCAACCCUUCCACCAAGAAGAAAACCACAGCCUCACCCACGCUCUCCACUCCCACCCCGACCGAACCCUCCCCAUCAUCCGAACAGGAAACCCCAACCAUAAACCCAACCCCAGUCGUCACCCACUGCGAACCCAAAGUCAACUGCGCCGCCGAAGUCCAAUACCACUUCCUCACCGACGCCGCAGACGACAUCUGCGACCACGACCUCGCGCGCGAGAACCCGCUCUUCAACCCAACCUCCAAACCCAUCACCCGAACCGUCACCGACCCAGACACAAGCAUGACCUUCAACAUCACCGUCUCCUGGAUCCCCGGCUGCACGGCCGAGAAGGCCCACUUCCACGACUCCAUCGACUGCUCCCGCGCCCUCCUCGCCCCCUACAACCUCUGCCUCGCCGGCGCAGACGACAACAACGUCGGCGGCUCCGCCACCUCCGGCUGCGUCCGCUACGACGUCGCCGUAGACUGCACCCCCGACGUCCCCCGCUUCAUGCCCACCUGCAAGCCCUCCCUGAACUGCCCAGGCGGCAUCAACAUAGCCAGGGGCUGGUGGCAGGACUCGCGCGCGGCAUGGUGCGACGACAUCAAGGGCACCCGCAUGCACCCGGGCGACCCGCCCUGGUUCCGCCGCUACGCCAAGCUCGGCGGCGAGUACCAGAUUGUCUUCCGCGCCGACUGGGUCAAGGGCUGUCGCCUGCUCGAGAGCCAGCCGAUCAGCGAGACGACCAACCCGGACUCGCUGUACGGCCACGUGAAUCUGUGCGAGAAGAUGCUGGAUGCGGCGGACGAGGAGUGUUCUGACGGGAAUGAUUUUGCUGGGUUUACGAUGCUGGAUCGUUGUGUCAGGGUGGAGAUGAUGGGCAAGUGCUGUUACGGCAAGGAGCAGUGUGAGAAGGGCGAUCCGCUGUAUGGGAAGGAGGAGCCGGAUUAGGAUGGGGAUGCGAUAUAUUAGGUUGGGGUGAGACCUUGGGGCUUGUUUGGAGGAUUGUUAGGAGCCUGUUUUGCUUAAGUUGGACGGAUGGAUAGGGACGCUCGUUUCUUUGCACAUUCUUACCCUCUCUCGCGGUCGGCUGUAAAGUAGCAGUUUUUGUAUUUCGAAAUCUCAGUAGGCACGCACUCUCACACACACUCACACACACUCACACACACUCACACACACUCACACACAUCUAUUAUACCU